AUGUCAACAUCCCAAGGAGUUAAUGUACUCCGGUGGUCAGCUCUCGUUGCCGGUAUUUUCUACGGAUUUUCGCAUCAAAGAACCAUCAAUGCACAUUCUGCAGCUGCACGCGAGAAGGCCGAAUACGAUCACAAACUCGAAUUAAUACAAAAAGCCAAGCUGGAAUGGGCGAAGAAGACGCUGCCUCCUCAAGCCAAGACGGCCAGUGAUGACAUCAUUACGGAUCCCAAUGACAAGAAUUUCGAUCUCGAGGCAUACCUAACAAAGCUUUCCGCAGAAAGCUGA
Fonsecaea pedrosoi CBS 271.37 is the source of this 285-nucleotide messenger RNA. RefSeq lists its product as uncharacterized. Gene Ontology annotation, molecular function: proton transmembrane transporter activity. The transcript has 3 exons. Gene Ontology annotation, biological process: proton motive force-driven ATP synthesis. Bases 1 to 285 code for a protein of 94 amino acids. The record is from RefSeq and is a predicted model, not a curated record. NCBI's taxonomy places the organism in Eukaryota, Fungi, Ascomycota, Eurotiomycetes, Chaetothyriales, Herpotrichiellaceae.